AUGCCUUGUAGGAAGCCCUUUUCAGGAUGUCCUUUUUUGCUGGUUCGAGCCUUGCUGUGUCCAUUCGGUCUUCUUUUUUUGCUUCUCGUUUUUGCUCACGGCACCUCUCACUGUGCCCAGAAGCAGCACCGAUCCCGCCGGCAAGAAGAUGGAUAUGCGCGAACUACAGUGCAAUGUAGCCAGCAGCCAUCGCUGGAACUACAGUUGUAUCCUUUGUGCUUUCUUGCUGGUGGCAUGCCUUGUAGUGUGGCAUUGCAGCAUAUUGAAUGGGGAUUGUGGGCUGACAACUUCCUGCGAUUCGAAAUUCCAAGAAAUCAACGUAUGCCACCUGGUGUGGACAGAGCCCAAGGUUGCACCAGCAGCAGAACAUCAAGCCCACUAUGCAGAUUGUACCAACGCAAUUGUGUGCAAAUCAAACAGUAUGGGUCAUCUAAAUCAGGGGGCAUAGGCUGCGCGGCUGGUUGUGAAGAUGUCAAGAGUCUUCGUGUUUACUUUGCUGCCUACGCGUCCCGCCAUGCUCGCGCACACACAACGCUCACGACUCUCACUGGAUUUCUACCAACAAGGCACUUACCUAUAUCAAAAAACUUGGGCUACAUAAUGGCUCUAAUUAUUCUGUCUUUCGCCCUCUUAAAGGGUGUGGGAAUAGCCCACUCGGAAAGAACACAGGCUGACUUCCUACCACAGGCCGAAAGUUCGAACUACCGCCCAGUCGAAACCUCAAUCCGGACGGACCACCACCAGGACUACUAA
Molecule: messenger RNA, 753 nt
Organism: Bipolaris maydis ATCC 48331
Lineage: Eukaryota; Fungi; Ascomycota; Dothideomycetes; Pleosporales; Pleosporaceae
Source: RefSeq, a predicted model, not a curated record